This is a messenger RNA of Plasmodium fragile, 261 nucleotides long. RefSeq lists its product as uncharacterized. The transcript has 3 exons. Bases 1 to 261 code for a protein of 86 amino acids. Lineage: Eukaryota; Apicomplexa; Aconoidasida; Haemosporida; Plasmodiidae. The record is from RefSeq and is a predicted model, not a curated record.
AUGAACGAACUGGGUUAUGCGUCUCAUCCUCCCCCCGAGCCCGACUUUUGGAUCUACUUCGCCAGCUACCUUCGCAACGCCUGGGUCCAGUGGGCCAUUGUCUUCGUCCCUUUCCUUAUGUUUGCCCUUUACCUCAAGUUUACUAUGCCGACUGUGCCAACCAGUGAAAAGGAACGCCACGAGGAAGAAGCCCAUUUUGGAGAACCCAGAAGAGACAUGAAGAGGAGGAAGCCCAUUUCGGCCAAGCCAGAGGAGACGUAA